Messenger RNA from Benincasa hispida (wax gourd), 670 nucleotides. The record is from RefSeq and is a predicted model, not a curated record. Lineage: Eukaryota; Viridiplantae; Streptophyta; Magnoliopsida; Cucurbitales; Cucurbitaceae.
GAGAACUCGAUCAUGGUUUCGGCUCUGACACACGUAGUGACCGAGGGCAGAAUUGGGCUAACCCACAAACAGUAUUAGUCUUUAUUCUCCUCUAAUUUUGAUCAUAGUGAUGAUAAUAAUUAUGGUACCGGAUUGUGGUUUCUGACCGCCGCCGACACGUGCGAGAAAUGUCGAAUGGUGGACUGUUUAGGAUGCAACUAUUUCCAAGACGGGAAUAAUGAGAAUGAAAAUGUGGUGAAAGAUGAGGAGAAUAAUGAUAAGAAGAAGAAAAAGAAGAAGACGAAGGGAAGAUUCAGAGGAGUAAGGCAGAGGCGUUGGGGGAAAUGGGCCGCCGAGAUUCGAGACCCGAGAAGAGGAGUAAGGGUGUGGUUAGGAACUUUCCAAACGGCGGAGGAAGCGGCUAGGGCAUAUGACAAAGCUGCCAUUGAGUUUCGUGGAGGAGACAGAGCAAAGCUCAACUUUCCUGCUUCUGAUUACCAACAGAAUCAAAUCCCACAACGGGACGAGGAACCCAAUUUUGAGAAAUCAAAAAAUAACGUCGCUUCUGUGGUAUAAAAGUUUCUUAAAUUAAAUUAAAUUAAGUAGACGAAAUGGGGGGUCUCUGUAUUUAAUUAAGCCAGAGUAAAGUUCCACGCAUCUCGAAUGAGGCCGCCUUGUUCUGUGUUUUAUA